This is a messenger RNA of Symbiodinium sp. CCMP2592, 1776 nucleotides long. The record is from the annotation of a GenBank genome assembly. Lineage: Eukaryota; Dinophyceae; Suessiales; Symbiodiniaceae.
AUGGUGACGAAGAACUCCUCGGCCUACUGGUUAGGAGAUCAGAACCUCGAUUCCCUCCAGCGCCUCUAUGGAAUCGCUUUUCCCAAUGACAAGCUGCUGAAGCUGGGGCAGAAAGAUGGGAAAGAGUACAAGAAACUCCUCGAAGAGGCUGCCAAAAGAGAUCACAGGAACAUCGCGAAGCAGCAAGAGCUUCUAAUGUUCCAUCCCGUGAUGUCUCCUGGUUGCUGCUUCUGGUUCCCGAUGGGCACAAGGAUCUACAACAAGCUCAUCGAUUUCAUGCGCAGUGAAUACCGUCUUCGCGGCUUUCAGGAAGUUGUGACGCCUAACAUGUAUGAUUCGCGGCUCUUUAAGUGUUCUGGCCAUUACCAGAACUACCGGUCAGACAUGUACAGCCUGGAUGUGGAGACGCAGGAGUGGAUGCUUAAGCCAAUGAAUUGCCCAGGUCACUUCGUCAUGUUUGAUUCUCGGGUACGGAGCUACAAAGAGCUGCCCCUCCGCUAUGCGGACUUCGGUGUGCUGCACCGGAACGAGGCCUCAGGUGCCCUGACGGGCCUCACCAGGGUGCGGCGCUUCCAGCAAGACGACGGGCACAUCUUCUGUCGCCCAGACCAAAUCAAGUCGGAGGUGGCCAGCGCCUUGGACUUCUUGGACUUCGUGUAUAAGAUCUUCGGUUUCGAGGCCAGCUAUGCCUUGUCCACACGCCCAGUGAAGGCACUGGGAUCUAAGGAAAUCUGGGACAACGCCGAGGUGCAGCUGAAGGCAGCGCUGGACCAGUCCGGAAGGGAGUGGUCCUUGAAUCCGGGAGAUGGGGCAUUCUACGGACCCAAGAUUGACAUCCGAUUGCAGGAUGCUAUGAAGCGGAAGCACCAGUGCGGCACCAUUCAGCUGGACUUCAAUGGGCCAAUACGCUUUAACUUGCAAUACCGCGCAGAGGGUGUGGAUGAGAACGCAGAAGAAGAGGGCAAUGGGGAGUUCAAGGGCGCUGAGGAGAAGAAUGAUACGGGCGAGGUGAUGUGGCGUGAAGGUCGCCUGAAGAACGGUUUCGAGCGCCCGGUGAUCAUCCACCGCGCAAUCCUGGGUUCCAUCGAGCGCAUGUCGGCAAUCUUGAUGGAGCAUUACGCGGGGAAGUGGCCCUUCUGGUUAUCACCACGGCAGGUGCAAGUGGUGCCCGUGGGGACGCAAUUCAGUGAGUACGCGCUGUGGGUGGUGCGCCAGCUGCAAAUCCAUGGCUUCUAUGCAGAGGCAGAGACAAGUGGCAAGACGUUGAACAAGAAGGUGCGCGAAGCGCAGCUGGCACAGUGGAACUACAUUGCUGUCGUGGGGGCUGAGGAGCAGACUUCCUUGUCAGUGAACUUGAGAUCCCGAGAAUCCGCGCAGGCUUUGGGCUCCUUCUCCAUGAUGGACUUCAUUGCGAAGCUGGAUUCUGAGGCCAUGCCAAGCUCGCAGCCUCUGCGACAGUUCGAGCCGUUUCAGGGCCGGCUGCCCGAGACCAAAAAGCCGGAGCCAGAAGCAUCCAAGCAGAAAGGGCAGAAAGGUUCCUUGCAGCUGCGGAAGGCCAACAGCGACAGGUUUGCGUCGCUGUCCGUGGAGGAGGACGUGGAGGGUUUCCUGGAGAGCCAUCCUUACGUGAAAGGCUUCAGUCCGAGCAAGGCGGACGUGGAGCUUUUUGAUCAACUCUGUGAGUCCGGAGUGCCGGAGACGCCCAACUUGAAGCGAUGGUUCGACCACAUUGAGUCCUUCCCCAGCGCGGAGCGGGCGCAAUGGGUGACAGCCUAG